Molecule: messenger RNA, 2450 nt
Organism: Chara braunii
Lineage: Eukaryota; Viridiplantae; Streptophyta; Charophyceae; Charales; Characeae
Source: the annotation of a GenBank genome assembly
GUACACCGUCGGCAAGUGAUCCGGUCAGCUCGCCACUGAGUUCCGAGGACUCGACGACGUGGUCAAGACUUGAGGAGCUUGACCCGCCCACGAGAGAGCACUUCGCUUGGAUGCCUCUACCCUCGACCGGAACCUUGCCAAGGCCGCAUUGCAACGCCUUGAUGGCAACUCUACGCUCCUAUUUGCACACUACAUUACCAACUCCGUUGAUGGACGACGGGGUAGCGGUUGYCGAUCUCCGCUCCUAUCUUGCGAAGAUUGACCGCGAGUACGCCACCCAAAGGUACGCCGAAACCGACGCGCCUUUGCUCUAUAUCCACAUUCAAAUUGGAAAGGCAACCUGUAGUGCCUUGAUUGAUUGUGGAGCGACUCGCAACUUUAUGAGCCAAGCCUUUAUGGCCCGCGCAGGCCUUGGCCUGCGCGUUCGAAGGAAGACGCAACCCACGCAAGUUACACUCGCGGACGGCCGCACGCAAAAGUCCAUUGACCGAUGCGUUGACGGCGUUCCAGUCUACUUUGCGCCACUUGCGUGCGAGCCGGUGUCUUUUGACAUCCUCGACACCAAGUUCGACAUGAUUCUAGGCAUGUCUUGGGUGCGUAGUGCCGAUCAUCCGGUGAACUUUCAUGACCGAACCGUUCACAUCCGUGAUCGGAACGGAGUGUGUGUCCCAUGUACGGUCGCGACCCCUCACACUUCGAUUGCUUGUCACGUGGUUUCCGUUGCGAGAAUUUGCGACGCCAUAGCUCGGAAUGACGUUGAGGAGAUGGGCCUUGUAUUCUUGCAUGCUCUCCCCUCGCCGGACGGACCAGCCGCGUCGCCGCUGGACCCACGCAUUUCUCACCUCUUGGACGAGUAUAGAGACGUCUUCGAGGCUCCCACCGGAACGGUCCCGGAUCGGCCCAUACGUUAUGGGAUCACUUUCGAGACUGGCGCCUUCCCUCUACGUGGAUGUAUCUACCGUAUGAGCGAAGAGGAACUCGAGGUGCUUCGCGCACAACUCGAUGACCUUCUCGACAAGGGCUGGAUUCGCCCUAGUUGUUUGCCCUACGGGGCCCCUGUUCUCUUCGUCCGGAAGAAGAACAAAGAUCAACGGUUAUGCAUCGAUUAUCGUAAACUUAACGCACAAACCGUAAAGAACGUCGGCCCUCUCCCUCGGAUUGAUGAUCUUCUUGAGCGGUUAGGCGGCGCGACGUACUUCUCGAAGUUGGAUCUGAAGUCAGGUUACCACCAGAUUGAAAUCCAGCCUCAAGAUCGGUACAAGACCGCGUUCAAGACGCGGUACGGGCAUUUUGAGUGGGUUGCCAUGCCCUUUGGCCUCACCAAUGCCCCCGCGACUUUCCAAGCAGCGAUGACGACUGAGUUUCGCGACUUGCUCGAUCGCAGCGUCCUCAUCUACCUUGAUGACAUCUUGGUUUACCGUAGGACGCUGGACGAGCACAUCGUACACCUUCGUGUUGUUCUGGAUCGUUUGCGACUAGCCAAGUACAAAGCGAAUCUUGACAAGUGCGAGUUCGCCAAGCAGGAGCUUGAGUACUUGGGUCAUUUUGUCACGCCUAAAGGCAUUCGUCCCUUAGCGGACAAGAUCCAAGCCAUCGUGGAUUGGCCGGAACCCCGUUGCACGACGGAUGUACGCUCUUUCAUGGGUUUGGCUGGAUAUUAUCAGCGAUUCGUCGAGUCAUACUCGAAAGUGGCCGCUCCUUUGUCGAGACUUCAGUCCCCGAAGUCGCGCAAGGAGGCGGAGAAAGCACAUGACAAACACAUGGACGAGAAGAUCCGCGAUUUCCGAGAGAAAAAGGAGAAAGCAUUACAAGAGCAACGAGAAAAGGAGUUGAAAAAAAUUACUGCCUUCGCAGAGCUCCGAGACAGGCUUAUUGCGCAGCAAGAGAAGACUUUGCUUGAAGCGAAAAGGAAAGCCGAUGAACGUAUCACCAAGUUCGAGAAGGAAAGAGAAGAAAAAGAAGACCUGGAGGCGAAGAUAAGGGAGGAAAUCAGGAAAAAGGAGAUUGAGCUCAUGCGCAAGCAACGUGAGAAACAGCUUGCCAAAAGAGAGAACAUGCUGCAGGCCAAGAAGGAAGAGAAGAAGAGAAUCCAAGAACAAAUGAUCAUGUUGAGUGAGCAGUUGAAGCAAGAGGAGAGGGACAUCAUCCGGAAAGAACGGGAGAAAAACAAAGAGCAUGCCGCCUUUCUUCUCCGCAGCAUGGGAAAACAUGAGCGACGGAAGAAGCUUGAAGAUGAGAAGGAGCGUCGGAAUGCUGCGCGCAUACGUAAGAUCUGGGCUGACGAUGAUGCUGCGUUCAAAGCAUAUACUGAGGAGUGCAUGGAAGAAUGGAAGGCGGCGGGCAAGUCUGUUGUGCCAAUGCAUAUCGUCUUGUACCGGAAGCAGAAGCUUGGCAGUGGACUUGCCAGCACAUUGGCUUAACGAAUGAAUGAAUGAAUGAGUCAGCGCUCG